AUGGCAACAGAGCGAACAUGCUGUGAGUACAUUCUUCCGAUUAAGAAGCGAAGAUGUCGAAUGCUGGUGAAACUGGGAAACCGAUUUUGUGGAGAGCACGCGAUUCACGAUGCAAGCAAUACGGAACGUAUGAUUUGUCCCAACGAUGGAAAACAUACGAUUCUGAAGUCAGAACUUAAAGCGCAUCUGGAAAAGUGUAAUUCUAGAAUCAUCGACGCUGAAUAUAUCAAAAUCGAUGCGAACGCAGUGUUAGGAGAGACUAAACGCACUGAUAAAAUCGAUCGGAGGCCGACGGAGGAGGAAAUUUGUGAAGUUGUUCACAAAAUUUGGAAAUGCUACGAAGAAGACGUCGAGGAGAGGUUGAUAGUGGAGCACAAGAGAAAUGAGUUGGUGGAAGCGUUUUUGGCGGAGAAUCAAGAGCUUUCAGAGGCGAAAAAGAAGCAUUUAGUGCAAAUUUCGUCUAUUUUAGGUAACAUCGAAUCUUCUGGCGUUCUCCCUUCUUCUCCAACCUCAUGCAUGUUCGAAUUAGGCGCCGGAAAAGGCCAACUCGCAUAUUGGAUCUCAAAAGCCGCUCCCGGCGGAAAAUACAUUCUAAUGGAUCGUAGUGGAUGUCGAAACAAAUUUGACACCGCUGCGCUUCGAGAGAACCCGGAAUUAGCAUGGAAACGAUAUCGAUGCUCCAUUGAGCAUAUGGAUUUGAGUAAGAUUGAUGAGUUGAAAAGCUCAAGACAGAUUCUGGCAAUUUGCAAACACUUCUGUGGGAGUGCUACCGAUGCUGGCAUUCGAUCUUUACAGAAUAGUGGUUUGAAAUUCGACGCAGCGCUUCUUGCACCGUGUUGCCAUCAUAAAUCAAGAUUCGUCGAAUAUGGAGGUCAUGAAUUCUUGGAGAAAUGGGGAAUGGAUGAUGAGGCUUCGUUUGCUGCUCUCCGAUAUUUGGCAUCAUUCGCCACCAAUGGAGCAGUUGAUAUAGAUACUUCUGAUGGGUGGAAGUCUUUACAUCCCCCAGUGGAAUUGGGACGGCGAGCAAAAGCGAUUCUAGAAAUCGGGCGAGCAAUUUGGCUGGAGAAUGUUGGAUUUGAAACGAAAGUCAUUGAAUACGUCCCACCUGAAGUGUCACCGGAAAACUUGUUAAUUCUAGCUUUAAAACGUAGUAACAAUAAUAAAGAAUAG
Molecule: messenger RNA, 1170 nt
Organism: Caenorhabditis briggsae
Lineage: Eukaryota; Metazoa; Nematoda; Chromadorea; Rhabditida; Rhabditidae
Exons: 4
Coding region: 1-1170 (389 amino acids)
Biological process (GO): tRNA methylation
Source: RefSeq, a predicted model, not a curated record